Labrus mixtus (cuckoo wrasse) is the source of this 5014-nucleotide messenger RNA. RefSeq names its product DNA (cytosine-5-)-methyltransferase 3 beta, duplicate a (gene dnmt3ba). NCBI's taxonomy places the organism in Eukaryota, Metazoa, Chordata, Actinopteri, Labriformes, Labridae. Bases 122 to 4525 code for a protein of 1467 amino acids. The record is from RefSeq and is a predicted model, not a curated record. The transcript is spliced from 26 exons. Gene Ontology annotation, molecular function: DNA (cytosine-5-)-methyltransferase activity, acting on CpG substrates; DNA binding. Gene Ontology annotation, biological process: negative regulation of transcription by RNA polymerase II. Gene Ontology annotation, cellular component: nucleus.
CGUUCCUCCAAUGGAUCCUUCCGUAUAACGCGGACGUCACCCGGGCCGGUUUGUGCUGUAGGCAAGCAAGAGUCUGGAGGAUCGACUAUUUCUAUAGGGGAACGACCGAGACUGCUGCAAGAUGACAAGUCCAGCGGUUGUGUCUCCAGACUCCUCCAGCGAUAAAUCCAGUCGCCUUUACGUCUUGACCUGGGCCAACAAUCAGCUGAAGACAAGCUUCAGAGAUGUGCGGCACAUGGGCUCAGGGGCCUCUCACUGUCAGCUCAUGGACUGGGUUAUUCCUGGAUCUGUUGACCUGGCCAAGGUGAAGUUCGAUGCAAAAGAUGAGGAUGACUACAGGCACAACUUCAGGCUGCUCAGUGAGGCCUUCAGCAAGAACAGCAUCGUAAAGGCCAUUCCAGUUGAGGAGCUCAUAAAAGGGCAUGUUCGAAGCAGCUUUGAGAUCCUGAAGUGGUUCAAGGCUUUCUUCGUGGCAAAUGUGAAAAGUGAAGACUACGACCCUGUGAAAGCUCGAGACGGCCGUGAUAUCCGCCCCAUCCUGGAACAUACCAUUAUACGUCCCAGGCAACGUAAAUCGAAACCUAAAAUGGAGCCAGACACGGAGGAGAACGGCACAGGGACAAAAACUAAGUUCUCUUUCUCUGUCAAGUGGAACGAAAUGUUUGACUGGGCCGAGCAGAGUGCUCUGGGAGAGCACUAUACAUACUGCCGCUUUUGUGACAAGAACCUGGUGACAUAUCAUAGAGGCCUUAUUGAACUCAAGCGACAUGUGGACACCAAAAAACACAACAAAAGAGCUGCAGCCUCCGCGAGUGUGGGACUAAGCCAAUUGCCCGAGCCGCCGCCUUGCAGCCAAGCAGCCAUUCGAUUUAUUUACAAACAGUUUUAUUCUGGCUCUGCUGAAGGCGAACAGGUGUCAAGAGAUUUUGCACGCUUUAAACUGGGGCCGCAGUACCCCAAAGAUAUUGCAUCCGUUUGCCAGCACACGCCUUACUGUGUAUACAUUUAUGGAGGGGUAGCGCUGGAAAAGGACGACACCGUCUCUGUGGUCCUCGUUGGGUUUUUUGACGUCGAGGCCUCCAGGCACUGUGUCCGAUUUGUGGAUGCUCUUCAGUCAGUGGGUGGUGAGGAAGAUCAGACGGCGGCAGCAGUGGUCGAAACCUUGGAGAAAUUCAAGUUACCCUCGGAUAAUCUUGUGGCCGUUUACUGUGAUGGUAACGGAGCGGCCUUAGAGCAGAUCUGCUCGCAGCUCAGGGAACUCAACCCCAACCUAGUAGCCUUAAGAGGGCUGUACACCGUCGCUGAUGCUGCUUGCCAUGCAGUCAUUAAAGAGCUCUCCAAUCAGGUUCAAGAGCUGAUAGGAGAUAUUCAUGCUCACCACUCGUCCUGCACUACUGAGAACAACAACCUCACAGCCCUUUUUGGUUCAGACAGUGUGCAAAGUCCAUUGUUUCAUGUCAACACCAGCUGCCUUCAGUUUUGCCUUUUCGUCAAAAAAAUGCAGGAAAUAUGGACAGAUCUUGUAUUAUACUUUGAGUCUUGCAACAAGGAAGACAACAAAGCCAAGUCAAUCCACUCCCGGCUGCUUGAUCCUAAACUCAGGGCAACAUUUAUGUUUCUGGAGCAGUCACUGAAACCUCUGCACAGUUUCCAGAGGCAUCUACAGACCAAAAAGGAAGGUGCCAGAGCAGACAUGCUGCUUAUCCUAGAGGAGGCCAGCAGCCUGCUGGGGACCUACACCUCCUUCUUCCUUCAUCCGCAAGCUGCUGCUCGCUUCCUCAAAGAACACGAUCCUCAAAUCCUUAAGAACAAGAAAUUCCACUUGUUGAGCCCUGAGCUCAAUCUGGGCGGUAAAGCUGUGGAAGACUCCCUGAAAGAGUCUAAGGCUGCAGACGCGCUGCCACUGCUAACAGAGGAGGUUUUGUCCCUCUGCAUUGCGCUCACAGGUUGCAUUGCAGAAGAGCUGCCCUUGAGUGACGGGGUGCUGAGGAGUGUCGCGCAGCUGCUGAAUCCCCAGAGCAGGGAGGAGGUGACAGGGAAAUCUGUUGAGGAACUUGGGACCAAGCUGGGAAUCUGCAGUUCCCCUGAUGAGGUCAACCAGCUAUCGAGGGAAUUCCUUAAGUAUCAGCUGGCAGAGGAGGGAGAGAAGGAAAACCCAGAAGUGGCGUCACUAGAGAAACACUGGGCCAGUGUGCUGAAAGACACCAAGCCAACCUCUGUCUUCAGGAAGCUUGUCUUGACCCUGUUGUCUUUCCCCUGUCCUCCACUUCAAUCGCGGCAGCUUUUUACUCAGGCUCUGGAGAGUGAAGACUUUGCAUCGUUCUCGGAGAGUGAAUGUGACAUCACGUCUGACAGUAUUCUCUCUGAUAGCACCAGCUACAAGGACUCCCCAGAAGAUUCAAAUGGCCAUUCUCUGACAGUGAAGCCAUGUGAAGUCCGUCUCAGGAAGAUAAAUGAAUUAAAAGAUGAUGGUGACCGUAUUCUUGGAGAGAAGGGCAUCAUUUGGAAAGAGGGGAACGUUAGGGGGAGUUAUGGCUGGGAGAGCAGCUUGCGCCAGAAGCCACAGGCCCGUACAGUGUUUCAGGCUGGUGAAACCAACGGGUCCACACUUGAUAAGGGUCCGGAGUCCAAAGAUGAGGUGACUGAAGAGGAAUCAUCACCAAUUAAAUCAACUCCAAGAGCACGACGGAAACAAGCCUACCAGGAUGGAAAAGGCUUUCCGAUAGGAGAGCUGGUGUGGGGAAAAGUGAAGGGGUUUUCCUGGUGGCCUGGGAUGGUGAUGCCUUGGAAAACAAAGUCCUCUCCCCCCAGUAUGCGGCGUGUGGAGUGGUUCGGAGACGGGAUGUUCUCAGAGAUCUACACCGAGAGUCUUCUACCAUUAGGUCACUUCACAAAGUGCUUCUGUAAAAACUCCUUUGCCAGCUUGCCCAUCUACAAACAAGCCAUCUUCCAAAUCAUUGAGCUGGCAGGUGAGCGAUGUGAAAAGUCUUUUGCAUCGACAGAAGAUAAAGAAAAAGAGCUGUCGCUGAUGGUGGAAUGGGCUCUUGGAGGAUUUUUGCCUACAGGACCAGAUGGAUUCGCACCUCCCGAUUCUGCUCCAAAUAAUGGACUGCAGGACUCUUCUGACUCCAACCUGUCCGACUACCAGCCUCCAGCAAAAAGGAAAUAUGUUUACAAAAAUAAGGCGAACACACAGGCCAUCAUCUACAACAGAGAAUCGAUACCUGAAAAAGUCAAACAGAAUGGGAAAACAAUCGAAGAUGUUUGUUUGUGUUGUGGAUCUUCUGAGAUUGAAGUGGUGCACCCGUUGUUUGAAGGUGGCCUUUGUCUAAAAUGCAAGAUGAACUUCACAGAGACACUGUAUCGCUACGAUGAAGAUGGCUACCAGUCGUACUGCACCGUGUGCUGUGCCGGCUUGGAGGUCAUUCUGUGCGGCAACGCCAGCUGCUGCAGAUGUUUCUGUAAGGACUGCCUGGAAAUCCUGGUGGGUCCAGGAACCUUUGACAAAAUGAAAGACAUUGACCCCUGGAGCUGCUACUUUUGCAAGCCAUCACAGUGCGAGGGGAACCUCAAACUCAGACCAGACUGGAGUGUCAAGGUUCAAGACCUCUUUGUCAACAACAGCGCCAUGGAGUUUGAGCCUCACAGAAUUUAUCCCUCCAUCUCUGCCGAUCUGCGCAGGCCAAUCAGGGUGCUUUCUCUUUUUGACGGCAUUGCAACAGGAUACCUGGUGCUCAAAGACCUCGGCCUUAAAGUCGAGCGAUACAUCGCCUCGGAGAUUUGUGAGGAUUCUAUCGCCGUGGGGAUGAUCAAGCACGAGGGGAAGAUAGAAUAUGUCAAUGAUGUUCGUACCAUCACCCGGAAACACCUGGCUGAAUGGGGUCCAUUUGACCUUCUGAUUGGAGGAAGUCCUUGUAACGACCUGUCCAUGGUCAAUCCUCUUCGAAAAGGAUUAUUUGAGGGCACCGGAAGGCUUUUCUUUGAGUUCUACCGCAUCUUGACCCUGUUGAAGCCGAAGGAGGGCGACGACCGGCCGUUCUUCUGGUUGUUCGAGAACGUGGUUUUCAUGAGUGCAAACGACAAGUCAGAUAUCUGCCGAUUCCUUGAGUGUAAUCCGAUUCUCAUAGACGCAGUGAAGGUCAGUCCUGCUCACAGAGCACGCUACUUCUGGGGAAACCUCCCCGGCAUGAACAGGCCUCUUGCCACGUCUCUAGAUGACAAAGUAAGCCUUCAGGCCUGUUUGGAAGUCGGACGCACGGCAACGUUUGACAAAGUCCGCACCAUCACAACGAAGAGCAACUCUAUAAGGCAGGGCAAGACGGGGCCACUUCCUGUCAACAUGAACGGCAAGGAAGACUACCUGUGGUGCACCGAGAUGGAGCAGAUCUUUGGCUUCCCCAAACAUUACACAGACGUGAACAACAUGGGUCGGAGUCACAGGCAGAAGGUCCUGGGUCGCUCCUGGAGUGUCCCUGUGAUCCGUCACCUCUUCGCUCCGCUGAAGGAUUAUUAUGAAUGUGAAUAACCGCUGUGAACUGAAUCUCCACACUCUCGUUGGAGAAGCAGCAGUAAACCUACUGCCUUAUCCUGCCCUGCAUUUCAAGGUAUUUCAACCCCACUCUGUAUCAGAAAGACCUCAUUUUGUUUUUUUUACUGACUUUUAGUUACGUUUUCUAUUUCUUUUUUUAAACUGUGAUUCGUAAAUCAUACACGGUCCACCAGCAGGCACCGACACUUUUUUUAAAAAGGUUCCUUUUGAUAAAUGAUGGUGCUGUUAUACAAACAAUACUGUUGUUCAGGGUCUGGAUCAGGAAGCAAGUUUCCAUGGUGCGCCAGCUAUCUUUGGGCUUGUCUCAGGUUUUUUCAGUAUCAUGAAACCGGUUCAUUUUUUAACAGAUCACGUUAUCUCUCAGCAACAAUAACAUGAAAUGAGGAGAUAUCGCUCCUGAAACAAUGAGUUCAAAAUCAAGCUACAAAUUUGCAAUAGAGACAAAAUAUGAUAUAUCUGUAGAGU